AUGGAAGCAACUAAAAAUGACAAAAGACAACAAAACAAGAAAGAAUACUAAACCAAGGAAGAAAACGGCAAGACCCUUUAUCUUGACGAGCCCUCAGGUGAAUACGUAUCAAAGAAUGAAAUCAAGACCAGAGAGAAGCUUAGAGAAAAGGAGGAGAAACUAAAAGCUAAAUAAGACUAAAAGUAAAUAGAUCAACCAGCCGAUCAAAAGAAAAAGGAAGUUGAAAUGGACCCAACUCAAUACACUGAAAACAGAAAGCAAUGGAUUCAAUCAGUAAGAGAUAAGAAUGAGAACCCAUACCCUCACAAGUUCAACAGAACCCACAAGCUCGACGAGUUCCACGCUGCCUACAACUCAAAAUGUGUUGAAAACAACGUAUUCAUUGAGGAAGAGACUGUCGCUAUUACUGGCAGAGUCAUUUCAAUCAGAAAUUCUGGAGCAAAGCUUAUCUUCAUUGAUCUCUAAGGCGAUGAUAACAAGGUGCAAAUCUUUGCUAAUGCUGCCAACUACACUGGUGAGUUCGAUACUCUAUUAGCCAGAAUCAAGAGAGGAGAUAUUAUUGGAGUUGAGGGUCAGCCAGGAAGAACCAAGACUGGAGAACUAUCCGUCAGACCAACUUUAAUUACCAGUUUGUCUUACUGUCUCCACUAACUCCCAUCUCAACAUACUAUUGACACCAAGGGACUUACCAAGGACACCAGGUUCAGACAAAGAUAUCUCGAUCUACUCACAAACCCAAGAACAAAGAAAACAUUCAGAGUUAGAAAUGAAGUCAUCAACUUCAUUAGAAACUUCCUACUCGAAUUGGACUUUCUAGAGGUUGAAACUCCAAUGAUGAAUAUGAUCCCAGGUGGUGCCACUGCUAGGCCUUUCGAGACCUUCCACAAUGACUUGAACAUGAAAUUAUUCAUGAGAAUCGCCCCUGAACUUUACCUUAAAAUGCUCAUUGUCGGAGGUAUUGACAGAGUAUUCGAAAUUGGAAAGCAAUUCAGAAACGAGGGUAUUGAUCUUACUCACAACCCUGAGUUCACCACUUGCGAAUUCUAUUGGGCUUACGCUGACUAUCACGAUCUCAUGGAUUUAACUGAAAAGAUGCUCUCACAAAUGGCUCUUAAGAUUCACGGCUCUUACAAAUUCUAAUAUCACCCCAAAGGAAUCGAAGAAAAAGAUAACGUCAUCGAACUUGAUUUCACCCCACCUUUCAGAAGAAUCCCAAUGAUGAAGGGUCUUGAGGAAGCUGUUGGAGUUAAGCUUCCAGCUGCUGAUACUCUUCACACUGACGAGGCAAGAGAAUUCUUCGACAAGCUCGCAGCUGAACACAAAGUUAAGUGCGGAGAGCCCAGAACUGUCGCCAGACUUAUCGAUAAACUUGUUGGUCAUUUCCUUGAGGUCAACUGCAAGAACCCAACCUUCAUUACUGACACUCCAUAAAUUAUGUCCCCACUUGCUAAAUGGCACAGAUCAGAGGCCGGUCUCUCAGAGAGAUUCGAACUCUUCAUCAACUAUCACGAAAUCGUCAACGCUUACACCGAGCUUAACGACCCUAAGGUACAACUUGACUUUUUCUCAGAACAAGCAAAGGCAAAGGAACUUGGUGAUGACGAGGCUCAAGCAAUCGAUGCUAACUUUGUUACCGCCCUUGAAUUCGGUCUACCACCAACUGGAGGUUGGGGUAUCGGUAUUGAUAGACUCACCAUGCUUAUGAGUGACACCAACAGCAUCAAGGAAGUACUCCUCUUCCCAGCCAUGAAGCCAGAUGAGCAACUAGAAGAAUGA
Molecule: messenger RNA, 1776 nt
Organism: Stylonychia lemnae
Lineage: Eukaryota; Ciliophora; Spirotrichea; Sporadotrichida; Oxytrichidae
Source: the annotation of a GenBank genome assembly